Lagenorhynchus albirostris (white-beaked dolphin) is the source of this 2628-nucleotide messenger RNA. RefSeq names its product NFE2 like bZIP transcription factor 2 (gene NFE2L2). The transcript has 6 exons. Gene Ontology annotation, biological process: regulation of transcription by RNA polymerase II; cellular response to oxidative stress. Bases 303 to 2132 code for a protein of 609 amino acids. Gene Ontology annotation, cellular component: nucleus. Gene Ontology annotation, molecular function: RNA polymerase II cis-regulatory region sequence-specific DNA binding; DNA-binding transcription factor activity, RNA polymerase II-specific. NCBI's taxonomy places the organism in Eukaryota, Metazoa, Chordata, Mammalia, Artiodactyla, Delphinidae. The record is from RefSeq and is a predicted model, not a curated record.
GCAGGAGCCCGGCCGGCGAGUCGGGCCGAGUCGCGGAGAAGCUAGUUCCUAGGAUCCUAGAGAAGCAGCCGCCGCCGCCGCCGCCAGUACCGCCCUGUCCGCACCGCGCCUCGGCAGCCGGGACAGGGCCGCCGUCGGGGAGCCUCAGAGCACCGUCCCUAGCUCAGCAUGAUGGACUUGGAGCUGCCGCCGCCGGGACUGCCGUCCCAGCAGGGUAGCCCACCAUCUCCUCCGAUGGCAGCCUGUUCAUACCUCUUAUUCUAAACCAGAAGGGGGUAGUGGGAGAGAGAACACAGAACGUGAUGAAAACUCUAGAAACCAGAGGGACCAAGUACACUUCAUUUACUCAGGACAUGGAUUUGAUUGACAUACUUUGGAGGCAAGAUAUAGAUCUCGGGGUAAGUCGAGAAGUAUUUGACUUCAGUCAACGACGGAAGGAGCAUGAGCGGGAAAAACAGAAAAAACUUGAAAAGGAAAGACAAGAACAACUGCAAAAGGAGCAAGAGAAAGCCUUUUUCGCUCAGUUACAACUAGAUGAAGAGACAGGUGAAUUCCUCCCGGCUCAGCCAGCACAACACAUCCCGUCGGAAACCAGUGGAUCUGCCAACUACUCCCAGGUAGCCCACAUUCCCAAACCAGAUGAUUUGUACUUCGAUGACUGCAUGCAGCUUUUGACAGAGACAUUCCCAUUUGUAGAUGACAAUGAGGUUUCUUCAGCUACGUUUCAGUCACUUGUUCCUGAUAUUCCCAGCCACAUCGACAGCCCAGUCUUUAUUGCUCCUAAUCAGGCUCAGUCACCUGAAACUGCUGUCCUUCAGUUAGCCACUGCUGAUUUAGACGAUAUGCAGCAGGAUAUUGAGCAAGUUUGGGAGGAGCUAUUAUCCAUUCCAGAAUUACAGUGUCUUAAUAUUCAAAGUGACAAACUGGCUGAGACUAGCAUGGUUCCAAGUCCGGAAACCAAACUGGCGGAAAUUAACAACAAUUAUCAUUUCUAUUCAUCAAUCCCCUCAUUGGAAAAAGAAGUAGGUAACUGCAGUCCACAUUUUCUCAGUGCUUUUGAGGAUUCCUUCAGCAGCAUCCUCUCCACAGAAGAAUCCAGCCAGUUGACAGUGAACUCAUUAACUUCAAAUGCCACAGUAAAUACAGAUUUUGGUGAUGAAUUUUAUUCCGCUUUCAUAGCAGAGCCCAGUACCAGCAACAGCAUGCCCUCCUCUGCUACUUUAAGCCAGUCACUCUCUGAACUUCUAAACGGGCCCAUUGAUAUCUCUGAUCUAUCACUUUGUAAAGCCUUCAACCAAAACCACCCUGAAAGUGCAACAGCAGAAUUCAAUGAUUCUGACUCUGGCAUAUCACUGAACACAAGUCCCAGCAUGGCAUCACCUGAACACUCAGUGGAAUCUACCAUCUGUGGAGACACACUGCUUGGCUUCAGUGAUUCUGAAAUGGAAGAAAUAGAUAGUUCUCCUGGAAGUGUCAAACAGAAGGGUCCUAAAACACAGCCAGUAAGGCCUUCUGGGGAUACAGUCCAACCCUUGUCAUCAUCUCGGAGGAACAGUGCUCCAGUGUGUGAUGCCCAGUGUGAAAAUACACCAAAGAAAGAAGUGCCUGUAAGUCCUGGUCAUCGAAAAACCCCGUUCACAAAAGACAAACAUUCAAGCCGCUUGGAGGCUCAUCUCACAAGAGAUGAGCUACGGGCAAAAGCUCUCCAUAUCCCAUUCCCUGUAGAAAAAAUCAUUAACCUCCCAGUUGAUGACUUCAAUGAAAUGAUGUCCAAGGAGCAAUUCAACGAGGCUCAACUUGCAUUAAUUAGAGACAUACGUAGGAGGGGUAAGAAUAAAGUGGCUGCUCAGAACUGCAGAAAAAGAAAACUGGAAAAUAUAGUGGAACUGGAGCAAGAUUUAGAUCAUUUAAAAGAUGAAAAAGAAAAAUUGCUCAAAGAAAAAGGAGAAAAUGACAAAAGCCUCCAUCUACUGAAAAAACAACUCAGCACCUUGUAUCUUGAAGUCUUCAGCAUGCUACGUGAUGAAGAUGGAAAGCCGUACUCCCCAAGUGAAUACUCCUUGCAGCAAACGAGAGAUGGCAAUGUAUUCCUUGUUCCCAAAAGUAAGAAGCCAGAUACUAAGAAAAACUAGAUUUGAGCAGAUCUGACCUUUUCUGAGCUAGUGGGUUUUUUUUUGUUGUUGUACUGUUAUACUAAAAGCUCCUACUGUGAUGUGAAAUGCAGAAAUACACUUUAUAAGUAAUUCUAUGCAAAAUUAUAGUCAAAACUAGUGUAGAAAAUAUAAAACUUUAAGAAGCAUUAAAAUAAGUUAUCAGUAUGCUGAAUCAGUAGUUUCACUUUAACUGCAAACUUAAUUUCUAAAAACACCAUUGGGGCUAGUUUCUAUAUACAUGUAAAUACUACAAAAACUCCUUAUUUAUACUGUUCUUAUCUCAUUUGUUACUUUCAUAGAUUUAUAUGAUACAUCUGGCUAAAAGCAAAUUGUUGCAAAACUAACCACUGUACUUUUUUAAAUAAAUACUGUAUGAACAAAAAAAUGGCAUUUUUUAUAUUAAAUUGUUUAGCUCUAGCAAAAGACAAUUUGGUUGAAAAGCUGGUACUAAUAAAGGAAUAUUAUGACCGUUAAA